AUGCACCCCCUGCUGCUGCUGCUGCUGCUGCUGCCACAGCCGCCGCCGCCGCCGCACCUGCGAGACCUGCCCCACCUCAAAGUCUCGCAUCUGGGCUGCCCCCAAUCAUCAGAACGCUACUUUGAUUCAACGAGAAGACCAUUGUCGAGGCAAUGCGCCGUCAUUUUUGACCUGCCACUGCCCUCUCGCUCAUCCAGCCAAAACCUGCCCUCUGACCUGGAGCCCUCGGUUGAGCCACACCACCCCAAGGCGCGCGCCCCGUGGCGUCAAACAAAUCCCAUGCUCGAUCCUGUCGCGGAUGUCGCUCAGGACGAUCAUGCACGCCACCCGUUGCGCCGCAAACGCGAUUUGACAAACAUGGCCGACGUUGAAGCCGCGGCUGCAGCCACCGCCACCGCCACAGCCUCCCCAACACCCACCCUGGUGCCAUGCCCCGAUGGGUAUUUCCUCCACCCAAGCGGCGUCUGCCACCCUUGCACCUCUUGUCAGGACCAUCAAUAUCGUCUGGCCCCAUGCAAUUUGUCAACAGAUACCAUCUGUCAAAACCUGACCGACUGCUCUCUCAGCCAGUACCAAGCUUCGCAAGGAACUGACACAUCAGAUCGCAUCUGCUUGCCCCUCCGCCAGCAGUGUAUCCCACUAACGUUUGGCCACAACUUUUUCUCUUUCCAUGUUCUUGACCGCAGUGGCAGCCAGCGCGUCGACCCCUUCCUGCCCAAUCUCACCGCAGCCACAUUUGGUGACACUCUGGAAGCCAAUCUUGCCGUGGCCAUCUACCUCGGGUCCUGGCUUCAAACCAGUGCCCUGCCGGACGUUUAUGGCACCUUCUUCCGCCUCUACACAAGCCAUCCAAACCCUGAAGCUUGGUGUCUGCGUGGCCGCCCCAUGAACCUUUCACAGACGAUACCGGUCGUCAAUGGCUUCAAUCGACUUGGCUACCCAAACAACAUUGCGGUCGAGCUAACGCUUGGUCUAGCCGCACUGCCACAAAUCAACGGCAUGACCAUCUAUCGCCUGCCCGUGGGUACUGGUAACCCAGCCAUCCAAUUGGGGGGCACCUGGUUCACCACAGACCUGACAACGAUUCAGCCUGGCGCAGCCUACAUUCUCACCAUUCCUGAAGACGGCCUGGUAGAUGGUAAUCAGUUUCAAAACAGCAUGCAGCUCAUGGCAAACGCCAGCAUUAAUGGUCAGCCCCUACGCAACCCAAGCGCUCGACUCGCCAGCUUUACCGAUGGCCGGCUCUCGGGCACUGUAUCAAGUAUGCUCAACUUUGGAGACCAAUACUUUUUCCUGAUGGCCGUGGGUGGCAACAAUGCUGGUGAGGUGGUAACGCUGAAGAUCUAUGAUCCGGACCUAGAUCUAGUGCUAGAUGCGAAUGAAAGUUUUGACUUCCAGCCAAACGGACGACAGGGUGAUGUCGUGUCCAACAGUCUAUUUGAGCUAACCGCACAGGCCACGGCAUCUUGCAACUACAGUCUCCAAUACCUGGAUGAGCAAGGAGAAUGCCAACAGAUAACAACCUGCACAGAAGAUGAAUAUGUGUUGAAUGAGGCUACAAGCACAAGCGACCGGACAUGCGUCAAUUUGACAGAGUGUGAGGGCGACGAGGUGGAGUUUGUUGCAGCCACGGCAACAAGCGACCGCACAUGUCGGUUGUCGUGUACUCUGGGCGUCACUUAUGCAUGGAAUGCGAGCCACUGUGAAAUCUGCAGUACCUGCGACAGCGGCGAGUUUGAGGCCGCAGUCUGCACCAACACGAGCGACACGGUGUGUCAGCCCUGCGCGACCUGCGACAGCGGCGAGUUUGAGGCCGCAGUCUGUACCAACACGAGCGACACGGUGUGCCAGCCCUGCGCGACCUGCGACAGCGGCGAGUUUGAGGCCGCAGUCUGUACCAACACGAGCGACACGGUGUGUCAGCCCUGCGCGACCUGCGACAGCGGCGAGUUUGAGGCCGCAGUCUGUACCAACACGAGCGACACGGUGUGUCAGCCCUGCGCGACCUGCGACAGCGGCGAGUUUGAGGCCGCAGUCUGUACCAACACGAGCGACACGGUGUGUCAGCCCUGCGCGACCUGCGACAGCGGCGAGUUUGAGGCCGCAGUCUGUACCAACACGAGCGACACGGUGUGUCAGCCCUGCGCGACCUGCGACAGCGGCGAGUUUGAGGCCGCAGUCUGUACCAACACGAGCGACACGGUGUGUCAGCCCUGCGCGACCUGCGACAGCGGCGAGUUUGAGGCUCACGGCUGCUCAGCCCUCAACGACACGGUGUGCCAGGCAUGCUCCAUUUGCGCGGCACACGAGUUUGAAGUGGGCCCCUGCUCCGGCGACACUGAUCACCAAUGCCAGAACCUGACCAUAUGUGUGGGUGAUCAAAUCGAAUCAAGUGCACCAACGGCUACCUCAGAUCGACUUUGCGAGCUUGCGUGCGAGGAUGGUUUAACCUUUGACGAUGGCGAUCCUGUUGCUUGCGAGGUGUGCAGCACAUGUGGCAAUGGCUCUUUUACCGUCUCAAACUGCACGGUCGUGUCCGAUACUAGCUGCACAGCCUGCAGCACAUGUUCGACUCAUCAGUAUCUGGAAAAGGCAUGCACGCCCUGGUCUGACUCGGUGUGUCACAACCUGACGAUCUGCAACAGUACGAGAGAAUACGAGUCCGAAGGCCCUUCAGCAACGUCAGACCGCACGUGUGCAGAUUUGGAUGUAUGUGACUUUCAAAUUGAGUUUGUGGCCGCCAACGCGACGGCCACGAGCAACCGGGUGUGCCAGCUGCUAACCGAGUGCCAAGGUGACCAGUAUGAAGUGGAAGCACCAACCAUGUACUCAGAUCGAGUCUGUGGUGGCAUUCCAACCUUCAACUCCAGUGUAUAUAUUUAUGGACAGCUUGCCUCUGGUUCCGGCCUGGGUGGUGUAGUUAUUGAGGGCCCAACCCAGGUGGCACGGGGCGAGUAUGACUUUAGCGUUGUCGCGGGUGCCAGUGGUACCUUUGUCGCAUCAGCCGUGGUGGCACAGGGUGUCUCAUCCUUCACCAGCGCUCGCCGUGCAGCCACAUCGCUGCGCGGAUAUGCCAGCCCAUCUGAUGUAGUUUAUGGUGACAACGGCCGCAUAACCGUGUAUGUGCAGGCUUUUGACGACGUUGGCUCGACCCAGGUUUUGCCAGGCACACUCGUGUCAGUGCGGCUAAACCCACACGGAACCCUUGUCACAGAUGCUAGCCAACCUGUUACUGGCUCGUGUACUGUCGAUGCAAUGGAUGGCAUCUGCAGCGUGACCCUCAGCUUGCGUGAAACUUGGCUCAUGGGAACGGCCAGCGACGAGGACCACAUCACUGUUGAGGCUGGUUUGGCCAGCCCGGAUGAGGUCCAACUAGGCAAUAUUAGCGUCAUCCGACAGCUUGCGACGGCGAUCUCCGACAACAUUUGGAUUGAUCUGCCGCAGACUAGCAUGUAUGCCGGUGCCUCUGCCGUAGCCCGUAUCUACAGCAACACAACGUACGCUAUUGGGGGAUUCACCAUUCAGGUCACGUGCGAAGGCUCUGACAUCUUGAUUGAGGAUGCCAGUGCUGACAGCAACAUUUGGAGCGGUGCACGUGCACUCCUCCCCAACGGCACCAGCGUUCGCCUUGUUUACACGCUCAAGAGUGGACAAAGCGCCCCAGUAGAUGCCAGCGGGGCUGCCUUACUAGCUGAGAUUCAGUUUGCUGCUGCCAGUACCUUGAACGGUGUUGAGGUGUUCAGUUUGAUCAGACUCGAAACGCGCGGGUUGUUGGAUACCGCGGAUGCCACUCGCGUGCCUGCUGGCGAGAUGACCUUUCCUGUGCCCGGCAUUGUCGUGUCGCGCGAUGGGGAUGUGACGAGCUUAUUGUCCAUUUCACAGAUCCAAGCCACCUCCUCGGCUAUCUUGUCCGUGGAAGCUGGGCCCACUGAUUUGAGCGGAGAUGUGCGUGUUCGCGGCAUCGAAGUGGGGAGCAGCGAAUUGCGUGUCGUACGCGGGUCCACCGAGCUUGGUCGCACUGGCACUAUUAGCGUUCUGAGCACGAGUGUGCGGGCAGUAGCUAUGGACGUACGGGCAAUCAGCCAAGUGCGCGCAAACUUCAUGGGCACGGUUGGCUCCAUGCCCUCGGUCGAGCGGGUUCGAGUGCAAGUCGUCGAAGCUGCGCUCAAAGCUGAGGGCUCAUCCGUGCGCAUGGUGGCUUCUGCGGUUUACGCCGACGGCACGCGCGAACCACUGACGGCUGCAUUGGGCCUCAUGUUCAACAGCUCAGACUCACAGCAAAUUACCAUGAGCACAGACGAAGCGUCCGUUGCUGUGGGUGCUGCAUCGGGUGUUGGUCCGUAUGUGCACGCCGCGUGGUCUUCGGUGUUGGCCAAUGGUAGUGUCUGCGAGAAUGCUCGUGUGGCAUCAGGCUUUGGAAACCUGACCAUUGAUUUACCACCUCCUUCGAGCGUCUCCAUCAGUGGCGUGGUCUCUCGUUAUGUCCGCACAGAUGAUGUGGCGCGUUUUGCUGGUGUCAGCACAGGUUCCGAGUUGAUCCAAUCCAGCCUACGCAAAUGUAUCAGCAAGCGCUACGAUUCGGGUGGUCGAGUACAGCGCUUUGAGCAUCUCCUCUACCCCAGAACCGGAUACACCGUUCAGCACGGCGAGUUUGAGGCCGCAGUCUGUACCAACACGAGCGACACGGUGUGCCAGCCCUGCGCGACCUGCGACAGCGGCGAGUUUGAGGCCGCAGUCUGUACCAACACGAGCGACACGGUGUGUCAGCCCUGCGCGACCUGCGACAGCGGCGAGUUUGAGGCCGCAGUCUGUACCAACACGAGCGACACGGUGUGUCAGCCCUGCGCGACCUGCGACAGCGGCGAGUUUGUGGCCGGAGUCUGCACCAACACGAGCGACACGGUGUGUCAGCCCUGCGCGACCUGCGACAGCGGCGAGUUUGAGGCCGCAGUCUGUACCAACACGAGCGACACGGUGUGUCAGCCCUGCGCGACCUGCGACAGCGGCGAGUUUGAGGCCGCAGUCUGUACCAACACGAGCGACACGGUGUGUCAGCCCUGUGCGACCUGCGACAGCGGCGAGUUUGAGGCCGCAGUCUGUACCAACACGAGCGACACGGUGUGUCAGCCCUGCGCGACCUGCGACAGCGGCGAGUUUGAGGCUCACGGCUGCUCAGCCCUCAACGACACGGUGUGCCAGGCAUGCUCCAUUUGCGCGGCACACGAGUUUGAAGUGGGCCCCUGCUCCGGCGACACUGAUCGCCAAUGCCAGAACCUGACCGUAUGUGGAAAUGAUGAGAUUGUUGUUCAGCCAGCAACCACCACCUCUGAUCGAGUAUGUGCCUCGAUCGAGCAUUCGAUUGUCCCCAUUGAAUGGUCUGCUGCUGUCUCUCCCCCGGAGUUUGCUGCUUUUGAAUGGUGUGAGGGCAAUCAAAGCUGCUCCGUCCUGACCAAUGCUGCAGAGGUGCUUGUGACGGCUGAUGUUGGCUCGCUAUCGUCGUCAUCAACGCUCUACUUUGACGUUCGUAGCCCGGUGGCUGGUCUCCAUUUACAAGCAGCCACGCCACAAGUGUUUCGACCUGCGAACCCAGCUGACUCUGCCAGACUUGACCUUUUUGUCUGGACCACAGAUCGACUUGGUAGUCUCACGCCGGCUCGUGAAGAUAUCAUCGUGGAUCUGGCUCAUCCACUGUCAAACUCUGUACUCUCGCGUGUUCUCAAGCCUGGCGAUCAGGCAAUCUCGGCUUUCACUUUUGACAUUCCAUAUGAUUGGUUCUCAAGUCAGUCGGCGACUGUAUCAAUCACUGCAUCCUACGCAGCUCAGGACUUAUCAGCAGACUCGACAAUCCAGCUGGUGCGACCUGCCGCUGCCAUGAAUGAUGCCGAAAAUGCAAUUUUGAUGUAUCUCCCAACGGCUCCUCAGAUUGGUGGCGAUUCUUUUUCGGUUGAAGUUUGGACUGAUGUGACCGAAAAUGUGUCAAGCUUCACGUUGUCUAUUGAGUGGGAUGCGACAGCUCUGGCUCUUGAAUCGGUCAAAUUUGAUGCCGGGGAAUGGCAAGGCCGAUAUUCCUCUGCCGGCAAAGAACUGGCGGCCAAUGGCAUCCAUGUUGGCAGUGGUGAUUCCUCUUAUAGUCGUUUGCUCUCGGCUACUUUUCGCGGCCUGCCUGAUGGAGGCCGGGCCAUGUUGUCUGCGCAGGGCAGUUUGCAUGAUGAGAACAACAACCCGAUUGAAGUUGAUGGCAGCUUCCAGGAUGCCCUUUUGACCAUAGUCUCGCGCGAUGGCCGGGACACGAGCGGAUACGUGUACCUUACCAAUCUCGAGCCGAUCCUGCUUCUUGGCACUUCCUCCUUGCCAUUUUGGGUGGAUACAUCCCGCCUUGAGACAGACAGCAAUACGGGUAUCGAAAUCCAUCUUGUACAACUCUUUAACGACGGCACAGUUGCAUCAACGGAUGUACAAUCGUGCCGUUUUGCUGGCUCUCUUCGCACUUGCUCUCCAGCACAGGCAUCGGAAGAUGGAACUCAUUCUCUCGAAAUUUUUGCUGGCGAACUUUCUGCUAACAUUGAUGUGAUUAUUUACCGGCCAUCCAAUAUUGCAGUUCUUGUCGAUGAUCUGGAGCUGAACCGCUUAGACUUGAGCAAUUGCUCGACGCGAUAUCAACGCUCGCAACUUCGUUUGCAGGGAGUGAUCAACGGACGUGAAGUCGACUUGUCGGCCUAUCUCAAGCCAUCCCACGUGAGCGUGGACGACUCCGACGUGGCUGCCAUUGGAGUCGCGCCUUCGGGCUCCUUAUAUGUGCAGGGCGUGUCUCCGGGUAGCACGGUCGUACGAGUGGCGAUGCCUGGCUUUGAGAGCGAUUUGACCGUGCUCGUCACACCCGCAGCAGUUGAACCGGUGCAACUCUCGGUUGAAGUGAUCACGACCAUUGCGAUCGAACAAGAUACGCUAGAAGCCGUGGUGCGGCUCUCAAGCGAGUUUGUGCGCGAAAAGCAGCAAGGCUGGUUAAUAGCGCAAGUAUCAUACAGUGAUGCCACGUCAAGGAUGCCACGUGAUCAGGAUUUACAGCUUGACAUGCUGCAGGCCGAAACGGCUGUGGAUAUCAACGGCACUGCCCUUACAGCGAUCUCCCAGGCCAACAAUGCCGUGCUUCAAGUGACGUUGCUGCCUGAUAGCUGUGUCGUAGCGCAGCCCAUUACGGCUAUUACCCCACUCGACUUGCACCUACCUGACCCUACUGGUAUUGUGGUAAGCGUCUCUUCUGCAGCGAUUGCGGCUGCGAACAGCGUUGCAGCCUGUGCAGGGAUUACCACCCAAGCCACCCUGUCCGUAGUAGUGCAGUACCCCGGUUAUAGCCUGGAUCUUAGCCGCGACGAUCGCAUGCGAGUCAGCCUACCGGAGACUUUGAAUCUGACUGAUACCCGCCUGGUGGUCACCCAGGCUGUACCGGGACUGUAUCUAGUCAACGUCAGCUUUUUACACAUCAAUUUGACUGGUAGCGUGGCGAUUAGUGUUGCGGUGGUGGACGAAUUGCGUACGGUGCUACGACCUUGGCCAGCCUACGCAGGCUCCGGCAGCGUGAUCAUGAAUUCACUUCACCCCAUCGAAGGUACCGACGUAAUUCAACGAGCCCAGCUUGAAGCAGUGGUUACUCUCCUGCCAAAUAGUCUUGGCUCGAUCGAUGUGAGCCACAUGCUUUCCGUCACAACGCCAGAUACUCAGCUGAGCAUUGUUGACACCAACCGCAUCGUACCAUUGUCGGUGCAAAGUGGCUUGCGAUCGGUCACAGUGCAGUUUUGCUCGCUUGAAACGGUGGUUGAUGUGGUCCUUUCUCAGGUUCCACGCAGAAUUGCCGGCAUCUUCCCGACAGCGUUCCCCUCUACCCUGAGCGGAAUUGCUGGUUCGUCUGUGCAGUUGCAAAUCGACGUGGAGCUGGAUGAUGGCACCCGUUGGAAUGCAGCCGAUUCGUACACAAGCGAAGGCGAUUAUUUGCUCGCAGGGGCCGUCAUUUGGGAAUCCACAGACAGCAGCGUGGUUGUGGAUGGUGAAAACGGAAUGCUGCUCCUGAUGGGUAACUCUUUUACUGCCACUGAAAUAUUUGUGACAUCCCCAUUCACAUCCGCUAACGCUCGAGUGGCAACAUUUGUCAACCUAGUGCCUGAGCCUGGUGACAUUGACCUGGGCGCCAGUUCGGGCGCAGCCCUAGGCGAAGAUUGGGGAUUGGGAGGAAGCCUGACGAUCCCGGUCCGCGUCAAUGCGGGACUUACCGGUCUCGCUGGACUGGAUUUGACAAUCGAGUACGACCCAGCUGUGCUUGCCAUUCAAGCUGUGGAACCUGGCAGCGAUUGGGUUGGCAAUUCGUUCAUCUUUACGGCCAAUGAUCCGCCUGGUCAAUUGCGCUUUGGUGGCACUACGACGACGAAUGACGGCAUCGUUGAAGUGGCAGUCAUCACUUUUUCCAUCAUGGGAACGGAAACAGACCCGGCAUUGCAUGGAUAUGCCACAAGCGUGUCCGAUGCCGAACGACGGGGUAUCGGUUCGCCCACGCCGCGCGCUUUUGUGGCCGGGGACCUACGCGUCGUGGGCCCCGAUCGGUUUCGCCGAGGUCGCAUUGAUGCAACACGCUGGCGACGUGAUCAGUGCGCUACACACAAGGUCGUGGGGGAUGCAGAUGCAGACUGCGUCGUUGGUGUGAAUGACGUGUUAUAUCUGCAGGACUACCUCGUCCAAGCCCAGGUAGGCCCAACUGCAGCACCUCCUUUAGAGCCGGGACAACUGGACGUGGACCUUUCGGGAGACGUGACCAUUCUGGACGCUGUGCACUUGUUGCGCGUAGUGUUUGGUCAGCUGCGCUUGCUGUCCCAGCCCACUGUGACGUCAGUGCGGACUGGCCCCUAUUGUCGAGUUGUCAUCACGGUCAACAUGACCAUGGCGACUCAAGCCCCAGCCGUCAACCGCACUUUUGUCUAUUUUGAUGUGGAGCACCCAAACCUCGCUGGAAGCUGGGAGGCUGUACAGGCAGAUCCGGGGCUGGAUAGCAUCAAGACGGGUGCGGGUCUGGGGGGUGCUGUGGUGCGUGCGCGCGGCUUGGCCUCUGGCCUAUACGAGGCACACUUGGAGGGUCUGCCCACAGUGCAAGGUGUCGGUCUGAGUGUGAUUCAAAUUACUACGGAUCAAAAUGGGGGCGUGGUCGCAUCUCGUCGAUUCCUACACGUUGGUAGUCGCGUGGGCUCCUUUGCAUACCCGGCUUUUACCUUUGAUGUAUCGGCACCAGCCGCAGCUGCGCCACUCCCAACAGCCAUUUUUGGCUAUUCGCCCUUGCUCCGGUUUGACGUGGGCCGGGGCGGUGCUUGUGGGAAUUUUGCUUCGACCACGACCACCGCCGAACCCACGACUUUGCCGAGUCAGGCGGACGACUACGAUUUCUUGGCGAGCACGACUUGGAUUGUGGUGUUGAUAGUCUUGAUACUUUUGGUUUGUUGCUGCCUGUGCCUGUGCUUCUGCUGCUGGCGCCGGCGCAUGCCUCAAGACAAGGAGGGCGAUGAUGUUACAAGUGAGUCACAGCUGUCUGGACGCCGGGCAAAAUACGAUGUGGCGCGCGCACAUGCAAAGGGUUAUGAUUUCAACAAUGCUAUGCACGAACCCGUGACCCUUGUCUCAAGUCGACGAAUUGGCUCAUACUACCAUGAGGAUGCGGAGGAGCCGGUACAGCCAGAAAUGAUCAACCUGAACCUCAUGUCUUUCAAAGAGCACGAUGUGGACGUGUCCGACACUGGGCAUGACGUACAACUGGGUGAGGGGCCCGUCGCGGAGACGAUCUUGAGCGGGGCUGGCCGCAGUAAAAACCCUUUCCUACCGGAAAACAAUGAUCCGGAUGAGGAUUUGUACAGCGAUGACGAGGAUCUGUACAGCAGUCGCGCUUCGGACAAUUCUUUGGUGGCCGCUAGAUCAAACGCUCAGAAGAGCAAGCAGGGAGCAACCGACCAGUUUCAGGCCGUGCUGCACAAUCCCACAUAUGACCCUUUCAAUGUACGCGAGGUGCCCUCGCUCGAUGAUGAUAUGGCGACCAGCAUGGGUGGAGCUACAGCAAUGACCAGCCUCUCCGGGCGCAGUAGCUUGCGACCUUCCACGUCUGCAGCCACGCCACCGUCUGCGGGCAGAAGAGGCGCGUCGAAAGCCUUGCCCGCCUUGCGAGAGACGAACAUCGAUUCGAGCAUGCCAGAUAAUGGUGCGCGGGCUGCGCCACACGAGGACGAUUUUGUUAUCCUGGAUGAACACGACCGGCCCAUGACGGCCGCAGCGACAGAGCUGUCUUCAAUUGAGCUCGGUGCGUCUCGGGCAGGAGGUUUUGACGACGCCUCUGGCAUUCAAGCGUUCAGCUGGUUACCAGGCGCCACAAGCAAGGCCGGGCGGGCUUUUGAGCAGUCCAUGGAUGGCGGCUCGACCGAGGUCACCUCGAUGACUCCAGAGCUUCCACACCACAUGGACGACUUUGACGAAGUAAUGUCACCCAUGUCCAAGUCGAUGACCGCGGCAACGAGGACGGCGGCGCCACGCGAGGUGCUGCGCAAGUAUGGCGAGCCUCACUUGCUAGAGUUGGUUGUGGAGAAGGGACCCGGUGAACCGCUUGGCCUGGUGCUUGAGGAACGGACUGACGAACCUGGCGUUUUCAUUGGCAGUGUAGCCUUGGACAGUCCUUGUCGUGACCUGGUUCAAGAGGGUGAUGAGCUGUUGGCCAUUGGUGCCACCAACGUUCGUCAAAGCGGCCUCGACCGUGCACGUGAAGAGCUGUCAGCGGCGACUCAGUUUCAGCCCAUCCCAAUGGUUGUCGGUCGACGUGCGGAGCUGCAAGACACCAGCUUGCGCGAUUUGGCGUCAGCCGGCACCGGCAAAUUCAGCCUGGCGCGCCCUCUGCGCAAGGCUGGCCUGGCUCAGGCGGAGAACGGUUCCCAGCGCUUCAAAAACACGUUUUCCGUCAAUGAUUUUACUCCCACGCACCCGGGCGUUGACCCCGAUGGAGAUGAUUCUGAAAUCUAG
Messenger RNA from Monosiga brevicollis MX1, 11034 nucleotides. RefSeq lists its product as uncharacterized. The record is from RefSeq and is a predicted model, not a curated record. Gene Ontology annotation, molecular function: carbohydrate binding; protein binding. The transcript is spliced from 8 exons. Gene Ontology annotation, biological process: polysaccharide catabolic process. The coding region runs from base 1 to 11034 and encodes 3677 amino acids. NCBI's taxonomy places the organism in Eukaryota, Choanoflagellata, Craspedida, Salpingoecidae.